Messenger RNA from Punica granatum (pomegranate), 1637 nucleotides. NCBI's taxonomy places the organism in Eukaryota, Viridiplantae, Streptophyta, Magnoliopsida, Myrtales, Lythraceae. The record is from RefSeq and is a predicted model, not a curated record.
AGAUUACGUUGUUCAUUCGCCACUCCUUCGUUGCUCUCUGCCGCGUUGGCUAGGGUUUCGCAGUCUCUCUCUCAGCUCUCUUCUUCCCUCACUCUCUUCCCUCUCCCUCUCUAUCUCUCAGCUGAUAAUAAAACCCUGAUCGGCAGCUGCUGUUACCAUUGGCAUGGCUUUGAAUAAGCUUUAGGGUUUACUGGUUGUUGUUCUCAGUUGGAAGGCCGUCGAAUCUCGAGCUCCGCAGAGGGACCAGAGGCAGAGCGCCUUGAAAUGGCCACCAUGAACCCUUUUGAUAUCCUGGGCGACGCCGACAACGAGGACCCGAGCCAGCUCGUCGCUGCCGUGAGCAUCGAGAAGUCCAAGAAGGCCCCGGUCCCCGCUGCCGCCGCCCCCACCCAGCAGGGCAAGCCGGCCGCCAAGCUUCCCUCGAAGCCCCUCCCUCCUGCUCAAGCCGUGCGAGAAGGAAGGAGUGAAACUGGGCGUGGCCGUGGCAGAGGAGGAGGUGGACGUGGAUUUGGCCAGGGACGUGGAGGUGGACGCCGGUAUGACCAAGACUCGGGCACCAAUGAGGGAAGUUUCGGUGGCAGCGAUGGAUUCUCUGGAGGUUAUGGCAGACCAUCUGAGGAGGGUGAAUCUGGAAGGUCAUUUGAAAGACGUGGUGGUGGGGGCCCUCGAGGUCGUGGAGGCCGUCGUGGUGGUUUCAGCAAUGGAGAAGUUGGAGAAGGGGAGCGUCCUCGAAGGGUAUAUGAUCGCCGCAGCGGCACCGGAAGAGGGACUGAGCUCAAACGCGAGGGAUCUGGUCGCGGGAACUGGGGAACUCCCUCUGAUGAAAUUGCUCCAGAGGCUGAGGAAGCUGCUGUUGAAGUUGAGAAAACUGUGAAGCAGUCAGGUGAAGAAGAGGGAGCAGAUGCCAACAAGGAGAAUGCUGUGAAAGAAGCAGAGGAGCCUGAGCCUGAGCCUGAAGAGAAGGAAAUGACUUUGGAAGAGUACGAGAAAGUACUUGAGGAGAAAAGGAAGGCUUUACUUGCAGAGAAGACUGAAGCGAGGAAAGUGGAGUUGGACAAGGAACUGAAGUCCAUGCAACAACUUGCAAACAAGAAGAAGAGCAACGAUGAUGUCUUCAUCAAGCUGGGGUCUGAGAAGGACAAGCGCAAGGAGGCUGCUGAGAAAGAAGAAAAGGCAAAGAAGUCGGUUAGCAUAAAUGAGUUCCUGAAGCCCGCUGAGGGCGAGAAAUACUACAACCCUGGGGGCCGCGGUCGUGGGCGUGGCCGAGGACCGAGGGUUGGCGGCUUUGGCGGUGGCUACACGAGCAGCGCUGCAGCGCCCUCAAUCGAAGAUCCUGGGCAGUUCCCCACUCUCGGUGGCAAGUGAAAGAGAGAGAGAGGAAGCCUACUACUGCAUCAUCAGUGUCCUGAGUAUUUUACUUGUUGCGUGAGGGUCCUGUAAUAGAAACCUUCCUUGGUGGUAUUGUCCUGUUCCUCUUUCUUUUUUGAGUAUUAAUUUUAGAUAAUUCCCUCUUUUGGGGGGUUUUACUUGCUUCCUUCCCGCACCGCAUCAGUUUUGAUUGAUAUUAGAUCCACGAAUAUGCCCCCUCAGCCAGUUUAUUUAAAGUUUGCUCAGGUCAUUCUCAAAUUUUUGCUGAA